Molecule: messenger RNA, 1225 nt
Organism: Ahaetulla prasina
Lineage: Eukaryota; Metazoa; Chordata; Lepidosauria; Squamata; Colubridae
Product: insulin receptor substrate 2-like
Exons: 1
Biological process (GO): insulin receptor signaling pathway
Cellular component (GO): plasma membrane; cytosol
Molecular function (GO): phosphatidylinositol 3-kinase binding; insulin receptor binding
Source: RefSeq, a predicted model, not a curated record
GCUGACGGUAAGAGCAGACCCAGAAGAUACUAGGGACAGGUGCCGCGCGCCGCGGAAACUCGGGGCUCGCCCUCCUUGGAAUACCGUCCCAUCCUGGGGGAUGGCGACCUCCCCCGUACCGGAAUCGCCCAGCAGUUCCUCGGCUGGCCCCAAUCUCAACAACAACAACAACAACAACAACCAGCAGCAACAACAGGAGCAGCAGCCACCGCCGGGCGUGCGCAAGUGCGGCUACCUUCGCAAGCAGAAGCAUGGCCACAAACGUUUCUUCGUGCUUCGCGCCCCCGGUGGCGGGGCGACAGCGGGGGAGGAGGCGUCGCCGCAGCAGCCCGCCCGACUGGAGUACUACGAGAGUGAGAAGAAGUGGCGGAGUAAGUCCACGGCUCCCAAGCGGACCAUUGCCCUCGACGCCUGCCUCAAUAUCCACAAGCGAGCCGACGCCAAGCACAAGCACCUCAUCGCCCUCUACACGCGCGACGAGUACUUCGCCUUGGCGGCUGAAAGCGAGCCAGAGCAGGAAGCCUGGUACCAAGCGAUCACGGAGCUGCUCCAUGAGAGCCAGGCCGCGGCACAGGGCUCUCCUCGGCAUCCGUCCCACUUGGCCUCCUGUGAGGACUUCAGCUACGGGCAACUGGGCUGCAGGCCGUCUGCGUCCGCCGCCUACCGCGAGGUGUGGCAGGUGACGCUGAAGCCGAAGGGACUUGGCCAGAGCCGCAACCUCACGGGCGUGCACCGCCUGUGCCUGGCGGCGCGCACAGUCGGACUGGUGCGGCUCAACUGCGAUCGGCCUUGCGUGACGCUGCAGCUUAUGAACAUCCGCCGAUGCGGGCACUCGGACAGCUUUUUCUUCAUGGAGCUCGGGCGCUCGGCCUCGACAGGGCCCGGCGAGCUCUGGAUGCAAGCCGACGACUCGGUGGUGGCGCAGAACAUCCACGAGACCAUCCUGGAGGCCAUGAAGGCGCUGCGGGAGCUCGUAGAGUUCCGUCCGCGGAGCAAGAGCCAGUCUUCGUCCUCCUCGUCCGGAGGCGCCACCACAGUCGCCGUGAAUGCGGGCGGCGGCGGGGUGGGAUUAUCGUCUAUGUGUAGCCGGCCCAUCUCAGUUCCCAGCCGUCGCCAUCACGCCCAUCACCCGCUGGCGCCUCUGCCCCCCAGCCAGACUGGCCUCCUCCGCCGAUCGCGCACUGACAUCUUGACUGUAGCAGGGAGCAGCAGCAGCAGCAGCAGC